GUAAAAUUCCAAAGAAUACUCUAAGACAGAGCAGACGAGCUAGGAUUAGCGGUAUCUCCGACAUGGAGAACAAUGAAGUUCUUAGUUUGCGCAAGGAAUUGCUAGAAUUCAAAGCAAUGGUUAAAGCAAGGGACAAAACGAUAUUGGAGGAACUAAAAAUGCUCCGCGGUCAUCAUGGUGAUGGUCGAUUUGAUAAUGAAGAUGGUGGUGGUGCAAGUGCUGUAUGGCUGCCUGUAGAAACUGAUUUCUGUCUACAGAAUCUUGUCAUAUUCCGUCGCAAAUGUUUUACGUGUUAUAAUGGAAAUUGCAAAUGCGGUUGCAAACCCACUGCGAUGAUUUCCAUCCGUCGCAAAAGGUGGGAGAAGGAGGCUAGGGACGUCCAAGGGGCGGACGACCAGGCCAUGAUUGUUAUGCUCCAAGCGGCACUUCCUCAAGGGGAUGUGCGCAAGGAGCUGCGACGAAAUCCGCUCUCGACCUACCAAGAGAUGCUAGCCAGGGCAAAGUAUCUGGCACUGGAAGAAGAAGAUGACGAGCCACCUGUACGGAAGGAGAAGAAGAGCGGGCAGCCAAAGGGAAGAAAGAGGAAAGAUUUUGUGGUGAUAAAGGUGGAGAUCAAUAAUGUGUUCGUCCACCGCACGUUGGUCGUUAGUGGGAGCUCGGUCAACAUCAUGUACAACAACACAUUUAAGGAGCUAGGAUUGUCCCAGGGCAAUCUGAAGCCAAUCCGUACCCCGCUGUUAGGAUUUACGGGGGAUACUAUUGAAGUAGAAAGGACCAUCACGGUGAAGGCUGGGGUAGGAGAUGGCACCCACCGACUCUGGCUCGACAUGGAAUGUAUGGUGGGAGUGGCUAGAGGAAACCAAAGUUUGUCCCGGUCGUGCUAUGUUAGAGAGACCCAGAGCCAGGCACAGGUCGAUGAGAACAUGAGCACGAUAUAUGCUGCAAUUCAAAAGGAAGAAGGGCAACCCCAAGCUGAACCGGUGGAAGAAGUUGAAGAAGUUAUCCUGGACCCGACCAAGCAAGAACAGAAGGUGAAGAGUCCUUCUACUCCCGAGCAGAAAGAACUCAUGAUGAAGGUUCCAUACGCCUCUGCGAUUGGAUCCAUCAUGUACGCCAUGAUAUGUACUAGACGUGAUGUCUCAUUUGCUUUAACCGUGACCAGCAGAUACAGCAGAUACCAGGGAAGUCUAGGAGAAGCACAUUGGAAGUACAGCGGUCAAGGAAAGGAUCAACUUUUAAUGACCACCAACGGUCAUGCCUUCCCAUCGAUGAACUCCCCAUCGCUGUUUGGCAUGGUUCCGGAAACUGGUUUGGCUGAGGGGCCGCUUACCCAUCGAUGGGAAGAUCUUCCCAACGCUGGCUGGGUGGUUAGUCAAGAACCCAUGGUUUUUGCCUUAACCACGGCCUAGCCAACCGAUGCGAAACCCGACCGAAAAAUUCAAAGUUCUCCAAAAUAAAAAACCAAAUGUUUAAAACACUUAUUUGAUGUAUUUGGCUAAGAAAUCAAGUAAGACACUUUAAAAACCACGUCAUUUGAGUGAAAACCACGGCUAGCCAAGUUUAUGCCGUUUUGAAUGAUUUUUGUCAAACGACCAAAAGCGAAAGAUGGUUUUCAAAG
This is a messenger RNA of Cuscuta campestris, 1618 nucleotides long. The record is from the annotation of a GenBank genome assembly. NCBI's taxonomy places the organism in Eukaryota, Viridiplantae, Streptophyta, Magnoliopsida, Solanales, Convolvulaceae.